AUGUCGAAGUAUUUGGAGGAAAUAGCGCCAGACGCCAUUGCUCCGCAUGAUACGAAGGAGGAGCUUGACGAACCUCUCAAGCAUCUUGAUACUGUAAUAGCUCUAUACGACUUCCCCGGGACACAACCAUCACAUUUACCAUUAAACUUGGGAGACACCAUUUAUGUUUUGACAAAAUCCGACAGUGGAUGGUGGGACGGGGUUAUUAUAUAUUCUAACAAUGAAUAUGGGAGAGGAUGGUUCCCGCAUAACUAUGUCCGAUUAAUUAAUUAUGUUCAACCGGUGUUGAACAAGUUGAAAAGUAACAAGGAGAUAGAUUCUCUUACAGCAGCCAACACGGCGGCGAACGUUUUAAUACCAUCGUUUACGAACUUAUUACAAAAGAAUUUAGGCGAAUCUGAGAGGAACUCUCCUGCUAAUAGUACUAGAAAAAAUUCGGUGGUGAGUUUUGCCAGUUCGGAGACCAGUAUUCCAUCAGAUCAAAAAGCUCAGUCUAUUUUAGGGCUGGGAGCUUCAAAUCACAUCCCUUCAGUCUCAGACACCUUAAACUCGGUUGAACUUAACCACGAAGUUGUUUUUACUGAUGUUGAAGAGGCGGAACAUAUAUUAGAAAGUUACAGAGACGAACAUAGAAGAAACGUCAUGUGGCUUCCACGAUACACCACUGGUGGUGAUGUGGUAUAUUAUUGCCACGAAUUAGACCUUUAUUGCCAAACUAUACCAUUGACAACUUUCAGGUCCGAUAUUGAUACAUGUUCGGAUGCGGCCAUUCCACCGAGAGAUGCAAUAUACGAUGCUACUAUUUUGAAGCGGGAUUCAGAAUUUUCCCCAAUAAAUGAAAUGUCUGACGCGAUUUUGACGAAGACAGAUAGUAAUUCGAGUUCAUCCAAAGACUUCGAUCCAUUGAAAAGAGAAUCCAAUGCAUCGUCUCUAAAUUCUCAAAGUACUUCGGCCAGUGCAUACCACCAUUUCUCCCAACCAUUGUUCUGUAUGGACGACUUAUUCUAUUAUCAACCCAGUGAUUUAGGGUCUUGGAGUGAAUUGAGGGGAAAGUUCCAGUAUUUUUUAAAUCUAUCCUACAAGGCAUUAAAGGAUUACGAUAAGCAAUUAUUCAGCACUCAUUUCUCGAGAUUGAACAAAAUCAUAUCGUUUGUUGUAAGCGCUACAAGAUUAGUCCAGGAGGACUUUGUUGGAACGAAAUACGAAAAAUCAAUAAGAAGAAAAUUGAAAAGAAUAUUGAGCUCUUAUUCACAAAUAUAUUCAAAUGGACUUUUGCAUUUGAGUGUAAUGUAUUAUGACAAGAACGUACCAGAAUCAAGAUUGUUUAGCUUCAAUCUUUCCAAAUUUAAAGCUAGGGCAGCAAGCACGGCUCAAGACAGCCCCACAUCAUCUAUUUCGACCAUAAAACAAGACCCGGAAGACCAUUAUUUCGAUUCUAACAAAUCGUCUAAGAAAUUAUCUAGGAGUGAUAGUAGUUUUAUUUCAUAUUUGCAACAAAUUGAAUUUGAGAUUGAUAACUUGAAGUAUGAUAUGAACGCAUUGAUAAAGGUAUUUCGAAAGUUAAGUAUUGGCAAAAGAAUUAAGAAGAGCGAUUAUGAUGGCUCUGAUCCUUCUGGAGAUGAAGGAGAGGAUCGUUAUGACAUUUUACCCCAAGUAUAUCCUAGAUUUAUCGCUGACGAAUUUAAUGGUGGAAAUUGGUGCAAUCCGUUUUUUGAGAGUAAGAAUACAGUUUUAAAUGCUAGUGGAGAUGAAUUAAAGAACAGAUACCAUCUGAAAAUAAUUAUAGAUCGUGAUGCAUUUGAAACUAUCAGAAGCUAUACGGAAGAGAUGGUUAAGUUGAGUGAGGAAACAUUUGAAUAUAUCGAUCCCAAAAUACAACAUUUAUAUUACAAUUUGAUUUUGAAAAAUGAAAGAAACACCCAGAUUCUCAGGCUUAUAUACAAAUAUUUAUAUUUUGCAAGUCUGAUGGUGGAUAUGAUCGAAUCAUUUGAUUUUACUGUCUUCUGUUUGAUUCAUAGAUAUGCUUCGUCCGAGGACGAUGCCGACAAAGUUAUGAGUGAAUUUAAAGCUUCACAACUAGAAUCUGAGUCAGAAAUUACCAGUAAUUUAACCUUUGACUAUCCGGUAGUUCUUGAGUUCUUCCAAUUGAAACAACAGUUUCAUGAUAUAAUUUCAAGGAUUGUAAUGGCAACACAAUCGUUGACCCUUGAAGACCCGGAUGUUUUUAAAGGAAUUAAACAAGAGGAUCCAUUGUAUUAUGAUCGUGAUAUUCUAAAAGAUCCAAACGAAAAGGCAGCGAUGUUGUUAUCUAAUAUAUUAAUGGAACAAAAUAAUAAUGUUAAAGGGAAGUCAAUUUCGCUAAAUUGUGAUUCUUUGAUGUAUACAUAUUUAACUGAUGGCUUUAGAUUAUUUGAAUCACUUUUGCCUAUUAUUCAGCUGUUAAUUGAAGAGAGAGAAUCUAUAUUAAACUAUGCCACAAGAGUUAUGCACAAUGACUUGAAUGUUCAAUUAUUAUUAAUGGAAAGAAAUAAUACCGUUCUAUCAGAAAAGUCAGACGAAGGCCACGCGUAUUAUGCAGGUAAAAAACAAUCAGAUGCUCCUUGGUACUUAGAAGGGGAUGAUGAAUAUGAUCUUUUGUUAGAUAUUAAAGGAAAUAUUAAAGGUGGUACAAAGCAGGCGUUAAUAGCGCAUUUAACACAUCAUGAUUACUUUGAUAGUAAUUUCAAUAGUGCGUUUUUAUUGACUUUUGCGACAAUAAUGCCAAUAGGUGAAUUUGUAGACUUGCUUAUAAAUAGAUUCAACUUGGAAGCUCCAGAGGGAUUAAGCUACGAGGAAUAUAAUACUUGGAUAUCUAAAAAGCAAAGUCCAAUUAGACUAAGAGUGAUGAAUGUUAUUAAAUUAUUGAUAGAAAGAUAUUGGGCCAAUUCAUACUACGACGAGACUGUGCUUAGUAAAUUGCUAUCAUUCGCUCAGGGUCCUCAGAUUAAACUUUUUUCUGUUAGUAAGGUUUUGCAGAGUCAUUUACAAAGUUUAUUGAAUCAUGAGAAGGUAUGUUUCGAACAAGAGCCAAGUAUUCCUACUUCUAAACCUCCACCGCCGUUAAUUAAAGGUUACCCGAUGAAAAAGACAAAAUUAUUAGAUAUCGACUAUAUUGAACUUGCAAGACAAUUAACUAUAAAAGAAUUUAAAUUAUAUUCUAAGAUAACGAAAUUUGAAUGCUUAACUAAAGUUUGGGGAAACAAAUCAGGACUCCACGAAGACAUUCUGAGCAUCACAAACUUUAUUAGAACAUCUAAUCAAUUAACCUAUUUCGUGGCGUACAUGAUAUUGAGAAAACAAGAGGUGAAGAAGAGAGUUCACCUAAUAACCUAUUUCGUACAAGUUGCAGAAAAAUGUAAACAGUACAACAAUUUCUCUUCAAUGACUGCCAUUAUUUCAGCAUUAUAUUCUUCCCCUAUCCAUAGAUUGAGUAGAACUUGGAAGCAUGUUCCUAUUGAAGCCUUGACUAAUUUAAGGAAUAUGAAUAAGUUGAUGAAUUCUUCACGGAAUUUCAAUGAGUAUAGAGAUGUGUUAAAAUUUGUCGGAUCAGAGCCUUGUGUUCCAUUUUUCGGUGUCUAUUUAAGUGAUUUAACAUUCGUUUACCAUGGUAAUCCUGACUAUUUAAUGAAUAGAUCCAGAAUGAUUAACUUUGCCAAGCGUGCGAAAACUUGUGAAAUUGUAACUGGCAUUGAUAGAUUCAAAAGCACUGCUUAUAAUUUACAAGAAGUUGCCGAGGUUCAGGAAUAUCUUCUUUCUUGGUUUGACAAAUGCCCAACUAUAGAGGAACAAUAUCAAUUGUCCUUAAAUUUGGAACCUAGGAUAAAUGUCCAUGGUAACAAUGCUGCAAGAAAUCAGAAAUAUUCAUCGGGAACGUUUUCAUUCGGGAAACACUAG
Molecule: messenger RNA, 3933 nt
Organism: Debaryomyces hansenii CBS767
Lineage: Eukaryota; Fungi; Ascomycota; Pichiomycetes; Serinales; Debaryomycetaceae
Gene: CSC25
Product: Ras family guanine nucleotide exchange factor
Exons: 1
Coding region: 1-3933 (1310 amino acids)
Biological process (GO): Ras protein signal transduction; positive regulation of GTPase activity
Cellular component (GO): plasma membrane
Molecular function (GO): guanyl-nucleotide exchange factor activity; protein binding
Source: RefSeq, a predicted model, not a curated record